Molecule: messenger RNA, 867 nt
Organism: Populus trichocarpa (black cottonwood)
Lineage: Eukaryota; Viridiplantae; Streptophyta; Magnoliopsida; Malpighiales; Salicaceae
Product: inosine triphosphate pyrophosphatase
Exons: 8
Coding region: 43-651 (202 amino acids)
Biological process (GO): nucleoside triphosphate catabolic process
Cellular component (GO): cytoplasm
Molecular function (GO): nucleoside triphosphate diphosphatase activity
Source: RefSeq, a predicted model, not a curated record
CUUUUGUUCGAAAACAGUCUAAAAAAAAAAAGCAAAGAGGAAAUGGCGGUGGCAAAAGCAGCCUCGGGAGUGCUGUUGUCACGACCGGUGACAUUCGUGACCGGAAACGCAAAGAAGCUUGAAGAAGUCCGUGCAAUACUCGGCCAAUCCAUUCCUUUCCAAUCUCUCAAGCUUGACUUACCCGAGCUGCAAGGAGAACCUGAAGAAAUCUCUAAAGAGAAGGCUCGUUUGGCUGCCGUAGAGGUGAAUGGGCCUGUUUUGGUGGAGGAUACUUGUCUUUGCUUCAAUGCCUUAAAGGGUCUUCCGGGGCCAUACAUAAAGUGGUUUUUGCAGAAGAUUGGUCAUGAAGGUCUGAACAACUUGCUAAUGGCAUACGAGGACAAAUCAGCCUAUGCUUUAUGUGCAUUUUCUUUCGCUCUUGGGCCUGAUGUUGAACCUAUUACAUUCCUUGGGAAAACUCCGGGGAUGAUAGUUCCUGCAAGGGGACCUAAUGAUUUUGGAUGGGACCCAAUCUUUCAACCUGAUGGCCAUGAGCAAACCUAUGCGGAAAUGGCAAAGGAUGAAAAGAACAAGAUUUCUCACCGCUCCAAGGCCCUUGAUAUGGUGAAAUCCCACUUUGUUGAAGCUGGAUACAUUUUUCAAGACAAAUGACUCUAAAAGGAGUGAGCUAUAGUAGAAUUAUUGGCAGUUAAAAAGAUUUACUUGUGCUGCAUUGGCUGCCCUUGCUUAUCUCUAUAAUGGUUUUGUAUCAUGAAAAAACGAAGAGGAGGAAUAGAGAAGGGUUUUUUUGAGGGGAAUCAAGAAGAAGGAUUUCAGACAAUUGUACUACUGUUUUGUUGCAUGGAGAAAUUCAAAGUCCUUUUAACA